Molecule: messenger RNA, 1557 nt
Organism: Puccinia triticina
Lineage: Eukaryota; Fungi; Basidiomycota; Pucciniomycetes; Pucciniales; Pucciniaceae
Exons: 6
Coding region: 1-1557 (518 amino acids)
Molecular function (GO): phosphatidylinositol binding
Source: RefSeq, a predicted model, not a curated record
AUGAGCUCACCGGCCAAACCAAGGCCACGAUCAGCCUACCAGCUCAGCCCAGUCUCAUCAACCCAUCCGAGCUCAGCCGACGACCACCAGGAUGGAGACCUCGAACUCCGCCGCCAAGUGGCCCUCAAGUCGAAACUCAAUGGGACGGCGAAGACUAGCUUGAAUUGGUUGUGGCGGAAAUCCGGAAUCUUGGGUAACUGGAUGAACAAACAAACUGGGAAGAUCGGAAUGGAGGCAUUCUGGCCGAGUUCACUGGACAUAGAAUGUGACAAAUGUGCGCGAAUUUUGUAUACUUUUACCCAACGAGGAGUGAAUGGGACGAUCCACUCGACGCUAGACGAACCGCAACUGGAGCGCAAGACAGCCCGCGUGGCAUUGAAGAAGAUCCCGACGCAUAUCAUCCAGCAAGCAGAAGGUCUCGCCAUCUUCACCGUCUUCCGUUCCGAACCAGGCUCCUCAUCUGCCUCGGGCUCCGGUGUGGUCAUCUCCAGGGACUCGCCUACCACGUGGGGCGCUCCCAGUGGCAUCUUGAUCCACACUAGCGAAUUCGGCUUCCUUGCUGGGGUCGAGGUGUACGAUGUCGUGCUUGUACUGCGGACACAAAAAUCAGUCAUGUCGUUUGCUAAACCGAAGGUUUCCCUCGGAGCCGAACUCGUCGUCGUUGCUGGACCGAUCGGAAACGGCGUCAGUUUUGAUUCAGCUCCCGAGACCAGUCCUGUAUUCUCAUACACGAAAUCUAAAGGGAUCUAUGGCGGUUUUCAACUGGACGGAAACAUCAUUAUAGAGCGGACGGAUGAGAAUGCGAGGUUUUAUGGGCGGAAGGUAAAGGCUGAGCAGAUCUUACAAGGCGGAGCGGUUGCGGUACCACGAGCGGCCUCCGGCUUGAUAGCGGUGAUAGAUGCGGCGGAGGGGAAGACGUAUGAUCCGGAGGACUUCCCGCAGUCGAUUGAUGUUGCGCCGAGUGAGGAGUCGACGGGGGUAUCGACGAUCCGGGAGAGUCGAGCGAAGGCGGCGGAGGAGACAGGAGUUGCCGAGGCGGCGGAGAACGAGGAGUCGUCGGAGCCGUCGAGCGUGGAGGACUACAGCCUCCGGCGCCGGACCAUGCCGCCGAUGUCCUUCCAUCUCUCCAGCUCCCCGGGCAAGGCGAAGCCGGACCCCAAGCCAAGCCCCGCUCCUGCUGUUGAAGCCGACAAAGAAAACGCACCAGUCACCAUCAUCCUCCCCCUCGUUAAUUCUCUCGCCGCACCUCCACCCCCACCCCCACGGAGAAGAGGACACACCGUCUCGCGCCCCUCGACCGGAGGCUCAACAGAUCCUCGCCCCCCAUCCACCCUCGCCUCCAGCCAAGACAAGCUCCAGCCCUCCACAGACCCAACUCGUCCUCCUGCAGAUCUGGAAGCACUAUCAAUCCCUGAUAGCGUUGCUCUUCUCUCCAAUACUCCCGAUAACAAACCUCCUGAGCCCUUCCUUCUCCACGAACGAUCAGACUCCAGUCACUCCAUCACCUCCCCCCCUAAUCCCUCUGAAACCGCCCUCAACUCCGUCCCUGAAUCAUGA